AAUUUGAACGAGAAGGCACUCGAUCCACAGCGUCGAUACUAAAUACUCCAAGUCGAAACCGACAUCCACUCUCUUCGCCAAGAUGUUCAAGUUCGUCGUCCUCGCCGCCCUCGUGGCCGUCGCUUCUGCCGCUCCUGGAGGCCUUCUGGCCGCCCCCUACGCCAUCCCUCACUCAGUACCCGUCGCCACCAGCUACGCCAACACCUAUAAGGUAUCCGUGAAGAGCCCGAUCAUCGCCGCCGCCCCAGCCCCCAUUGCCUAUUCUCACCCCAUCGUGGCCGCUGCUCCAGCCGCUUACCCUACGCCGCCCCCGCCUACGUCCAAUCCGCCCCCCUGGCCUACGCCGGGUACGGAGCAGCCUACAUCCAUUGAAGACCUGGACGAAAACCCAGCUGGAUUUGGAACGUACUUUGAGGGACUUUCUCUAUCCAGAGACAAAAGUCACGUUUGGGUCUGGCUGUCGUCGGUCGAAGAUGCUGAGAGUUCUAAUAUCUGUUCUAAAGCUGUUAAGAAUAUACCACGAUUGAUCGCUGAGCCAACUUCACAGAUGCUAGAAAUGGAGGUUGGAGAUCCCUUUAAUAAAACUGAUCAAAAAUUGAAAAACACAUUCUUCGAAGACCUUGACUUGCUCCCGGACCUUAGAUCGCACUUCAAGGACAGUCUGGUGUGUCGAUUUACUGCCACCAUACCAAGAGCACCAUCCAGAAAUUCAUUGUUCACAAAUACUUGUGCUCAAGCAUACCGUCGCGUAAAUCUUGAAGGUGAGAUAAUAUCUGAGGUUCAGUUCAACGGAGGUGUGAAAUUACAAGCUUACAAAGUAAAUUUUAAAUUUAGUACAGGUGCAUUGACUCGCGGAAUACCUUCGGAUGCAAUUAUAUGUAGAAACUCGAUAAGCUGCAUCAUUGCGGCAGAAACGGGGCAGAAUUAUUCAAUUCCAAAGGACAUUGAAUAUUUCGAAUUAAAGAAGAUUCAUGAUACGAUUAUUUGUGCCUUAUAUCACCUAGGAAGAAAGAGAACCCAGCCCGAGUUGGCGAACUCGUCGUCGAAGGUCUCGGUCCCGGACGACGACGCGCUCCUAUAUAAACGUCGCGAGAGCUCUACGGAGCAGAUCAGUCUCAGGUUAAACUUAAACCAAACGCCCAAACAAAUCCAAAUCAACAUGUUCAAGCUGGUCGUCUUGUCCGCUUUCGUAGCCGUCGCCUUCGCCAGGCCGAGUGCUCACCACGCGCUGGUCGUCAGUCCGGCAGUCGUCGGUAGUCUCGUCUCCGAGAAGACGGUGGAGUCUCAUGGAAACACGGUGGUGCACAGCUCCGCACCGGUGGUUCAUGCCGCGGUACCUGCCGUCGCAUACGCCGCAGCCGCCCCCUUGGUAGCCGCCGUCCCCGCCGUCCCCGCCGUCCACGCCGUCCACGCCGUCCACGCCGUGCCCCAGGCUCACCUCGUCUCCGAAAAGACGAUCGAGUCCCACGGAAACUCGGUGGUCCAUGGAACAGCACCUGUCCUUUCGUACGCCGCCGCUGUCCCCGCAGUCAGAUACGCCGCCGCCGUUCCCGUCGCCCCACACUCGGCCCUCAUUUCUGAGAAGUCCGUCUCCAGCUACGGACACAGCGUCGUCCACCACGCAGCUCCGGUCGUCCACACCUUGGCCGCAGCCCCGGCACUGGCUUACUCGGCUUACGCUCACCCCGCGGUCAGCGUUUGGUAAUCAUCUUGACCCCGACGACUGCUGCGAUACGAUGGUCUGGAGCUGUGAGCUAGAGCUGCGAGGAUGCAUCGGUAUAAGUGUUAUUGAGAUGCUCUAGCGUGUGUUUAGCACUGAACAUGCAGCUUGAACCAUUUCAACUAUUGUUGUUCUAUCGACAUUCGUGACGAGGCUGCAGUAUGUUAAGUUACUUGUUUUUAAGUACCUAACACGGCGCACCUCGAAUGGCAAUGUCGAUUAUUGGACGCUGCAAGGUCGGCAGUCUUAAUGUAAUACGUGAAAGAGGCCCACCUAAGCAACGCCUAAUUAUAAACAGUUGAUUCAUUAUAUUCAUAAGUUUGGAAACCUGACCGUAUCGAAAUUUCUAAAUCUAGGUAUUCAAUUACAUUGAUAAUUAAACUUGACCAGUUUUGUAUCGCAUGGUUAUAAUAAUAACUUUUUGCAACUCAUGGAAAAAUAAAUCGUAUCAUGUCGAUAGUACCUCAA
Messenger RNA from Diprion similis, 2188 nucleotides. RefSeq lists its product as uncharacterized. NCBI's taxonomy places the organism in Eukaryota, Metazoa, Arthropoda, Insecta, Hymenoptera, Diprionidae. The coding region runs from base 83 to 1705 and encodes 540 amino acids. The transcript has 13 exons. The record is from RefSeq and is a predicted model, not a curated record.